AUGUCGUACUACUUUGCCAUCAUCGGCACUCGCGACAAUCCAUUGUUCGAACUGGACUUUGGCACGUCCAAGAUUGGCGGCGAUGGACUUGCACGAUUCCGAGAAGAGGCCAAGCAUAUGAACCAAUUCAUCGUACACGCCGCUCUGGACAUGGUGGAAGAGGUCCAGUGGAGCACAAAGGAGCUAUACCUUAAAAAGGUUGACAGCUUCCAGAAUAAUCACAUUCAUGCGUUCUUGACCGGCGGCAACGUGAAGUUCAUGCUCCUGAUGAACCCAGAUCCUGCCUCGACACCUUAUUCAAGCUACCCGACCGCGCCAUCUCAGCGAGCAGGAGCUCGUCAAAGUACAUUGAUCGCCAACAACCCAAACAGCCAGCAGACUGAAGAAGCUGUACGACAGUUCAUGGCAGAGGUCUACGAAAACUGGGUCAAGUGCAUUAUGAACCCUUUCUACACAGUCAACCAGCCUGUCACGAGUCCUGUCUUCCGGAGCCGCGUGAGCAUGGCCGCCAAGAAGUACCUCUGAGUGUAGACUGCUUCUCAAGG
This is a messenger RNA of Zymoseptoria tritici IPO323, 545 nucleotides long. RefSeq lists its product as uncharacterized. Lineage: Eukaryota; Fungi; Ascomycota; Dothideomycetes; Mycosphaerellales; Mycosphaerellaceae. Gene Ontology annotation, biological process: endoplasmic reticulum to Golgi vesicle-mediated transport. Bases 1 to 525 code for a protein of 174 amino acids. The transcript has 3 exons. The record is from RefSeq and is a predicted model, not a curated record. Gene Ontology annotation, cellular component: cytoplasm; TRAPP complex; nucleus.